AUGCGUGUCAACGUUAAAAUCAUGAUGGACAAUAAUGCCAGUAUUAUUUUUGGUGCAACUGUUGCUGUCGGAAAAGAUAACUUCGAGUCUUUUAUUGACGAGCGGCACACUUUUAUUGAUAAGCCAAUGCUUAUGAAAGAGUUUAUUGAGAGUUCAGACUCUGAUUUAACUUCUGGAACUUGGGAUGACAUCAUGACAAAAUUAAGAAAAUUGGUGGCUAUUAUUUACAGAGAAUAUCGUUACAUUAUCGACACGUUAUAUCCAGAUGAAAAGGAUGAUUAUAUAACAUAUCCAACAUUAGAAUUUGCUUUAAAGAAUCUUUCUAGCAACGAUAAAAAUGUGUUUAAGGUUGUUGAUGAUAUGAAGAACCUUCAAAAUAUAGCUCAAAAAGCAUUAAACCAAAUUGAAGAGAAGCAGUAUAGAGCAACUUUACAACAUGAAGUCAGAAAAGUUUUGGAAAUAGGAAUUGCGUUCAAAGGGAAAAUGUCUUGUGUAUUGGGACGUUCAUUGCGUAGAAAUGAGAAUAAUACGUGGAGCGAAUCUUCACAAUGA
Messenger RNA from Funneliformis geosporum, 552 nucleotides. Lineage: Eukaryota; Fungi; Glomeromycota; Glomeromycetes; Glomerales; Glomeraceae. The record is from the annotation of a GenBank genome assembly.